This is a messenger RNA of Adineta ricciae, 1368 nucleotides long. The record is from the annotation of a GenBank genome assembly. Lineage: Eukaryota; Metazoa; Rotifera; Eurotatoria; Adinetida; Adinetidae.
AUGACUUGUUACAUUGAUGCAUCCAUUCCGUCAGGAAAUGGUCGUCGAAUUACACUACUUGGUACGGAUUUGAUCUUUGCGAGCAUUGAUAAUGUUUUUGUUUAUCCAACUCUUAAUGUCGAUCGAUUACGAAAUGCUCUUAGCGAAACGCUUUCUAUAUGGCCGAUUCUAACUGGUCGUAUUAUUGUUAAUUGUGACGAAUACAUGAUUGAAUGUUCUGAUAAUUCUAUUCCAUUUAAUUACACCGAAAAUAAUGAACUAGAAUGUUGGCCAGAUUUACCUGUUGUUGUUGAUGAUAAAACAAUACUUGAACCAUUUAUUGAUUCCGUUCAAUAUAAAAUUGAAGUUGAACCACUUCUUCGAUUUAAGGUUACUUAUUUACUUCGUAGUAAGGAAUAUAUUGUUGGUACAAGUACUUCACACUUAGUUGGUGACGCCUAUUCAAAUAUCCGUUUUCUAAAUGAUCUUUCUCAAAUUUAUCAACAUCUUGAACCUUUACCACCUCGUCCUAUUUUUCAACGGUGUUUACUCAACAAAGAAAAAUUGGACCUUUCUUUUCCGCUUAUUAAGGAAAUAUCAGAAAAAGCUGAAAAGAUUGAAUCAUUUUUUGGGCGUUUUAUCAAAGGAAAAUCCGAAACUGAACAAAUCAAUCUAUCUUUUUCUUCUGAACAACUUAUUAGAUUACAGAGUAUUGGUAAAUGUGAUGAUGAAGAAGUGACGAUUCAUGAUACACUAUGUGCUUAUAUUAUUAUUACUUUAAAUAAAUAUUUUUUUCUUACGACGGAUGAACAUAUCCAACGUGCUCGUAUGAUUAUUAAUUAUCGUGGUAUUUGUGAUUCAUUAGUGACACAGGAACAUGUCGGAAAUUACAUUAUUUCAAUACCAUCUUCUCAGUUUACAGAUUCACUUUCUUUACCUUCUACUGCGAAAAUAAUUCGACAAGCAAUUAAAACGAUUCGUAAUGAGGAUUUUCUCGAAAAAUGGCUUGUUUCAGCUGAUGUGUUAACAAGACAACUUAUCAAAGAUGGUCGUGUCAAUUAUAUAUUAGAUCAGAAUGAAGUUAUUUUUAAUUCAAAUUUUAAAUAUGAUUGGGCAAAUGAAGUUAAUUUGGGUAUGAUCAAUCAAUGUCGAUUCCAUACAGCAGUAUCAUUUAAAUUUUAUUUUCGAAUAUUUCAAUUGAAUCCUAUUAAGGGAAAAGAUGGACGUUGGACAAAAGAUAAUGGAGGUGCACAAGUAGCUGUUAGAAUUCCAAAAGGAGAACGAAAAGAUAAAUUUUUAGAAGCAUGGACAAAAGAUAUUCAAGAGAAUUUUGCUACUGUUACUCCUUUGGAAACGACUGGUUUCCGAAGACACCAUGGUAGUUCUUGA